This is a messenger RNA of Chelonoidis abingdonii (Abingdon island giant tortoise), 1560 nucleotides long. The record is from RefSeq and is a predicted model, not a curated record. NCBI's taxonomy places the organism in Eukaryota, Metazoa, Chordata, Testudines, Testudinidae.
GUGGGUCUUUCCUAGAGCUCUUGAGCUAAAUGUCAGUGCAAGUCUCUGGAUAAAAAAAUUAAAUCGCUCUGUGAUCUGUUAGAGAAAAUUCUGCUCGAGAACCCCACUGCUGCUGUAUCUCAUUUUGUAUGUUAGUUUGUUAGCUUCCGGUGAAGGCUGAGUACAGCAGCUCAUGUCUUCUUUUCCUGCGAGAGUUUAUGUGCUUGAGCCUGCCUGAAGCAUAUGCUGCUCCUCUGUUUCCUUGACUCCUUUGUGUUGCCUGCACCACUGGUCUUGUGACACCUCAGGGGGUUAUCAUACUAUAGCCUGGAUCCAAGUCCCUGUAGAUAGCUACAGACACGCACAGCCACAGACGUUUCUCUGGACUUGGCUUUAACUACCAUGAUUGUAUUAAAAUAUGAGAUCAACUGAACAUUUCUUUAAUCCCAGCUUUAACGUUUUUAGCCAAACCCAAAUAUUUUUGUUCCCAGUACAGAAUGGAGUGGUCCUGGCAAAAACCAUUUGAAGCAGAAACACGCGCAGGUUGGCAGACAGCUGAGGGAUGAAAGGCUGAUCCAAAAAGUGUCAUUGACUGAGCAUGGGGCUUACCUCAGAAGCUCUUGAAUCUAAUUCUAGUUCAUCUGAGCAAAUAAUUUAACUGUACCUAAUAUCAAUUUCCAUCUCUGUAAAAUGGGGAUAAUACAAAUUACACCUACAUUGCCGAGAUGGAGUGAAGAUUAAUUACAGUAGUUAAUGUGUGACCAGUGCUUUGAAGAAAGAGUACCACGAACAGGCUGGGUGUACAGGAAUGUAGAGAAACCAGAGAGUGUAUCAGAUCAUAUGUACAGGAUGGCAGUCAUGGCUUUGGUAACUGAAGAUAAACAACUUAAUAAAGACAGAUGUGUACGACUAGCUCUGGUUCAUGAUAUGGCUGAAUGCAUUGUUGGAGAUAUAGCACCUGCAGAUAACAUCUCCAAAGAGGAGAAACAUCAGCGAGAGGAGGCAGCUAUGAAACAUUUGACCCAGCUGCUAUCAGAAGACCUGAGAAAAGAAAUCUAUGAACUCUGGGAAGAAUAUGAACACCAGUCUACAGCAGAAGCCAGAUUUGUAAAAGAGCUGGAUCAGUGUGAGAUGAUACUCCAAGCAUCUGAGUAUGAAGAGUUGGAAAAAAUGCCUGGAAGACUGCAGGACUUCUAUGAUUCAACAUCAGAUCACCUUUCAAAGGCACAUUCAGGAAUCAGAUUUGCUACGAGAACCUGGAUAUCUGGCCUUUCAACCUCCAGGUCAUCAAUUCAAAUCCACCACAAGUUGGUGACAGAAGGUUUUAUUUGACAGUUGAUUGAUAACAUCUGCCAAAUAAGUUGGAGGUCUCAUUCAAAUUCACAGAAGACAGAGGCUCACCUCACAGAAUGCCAUCAAAACUGGCUCCACAAGGGGGUGCCUCAGCAAUGAGAGCAGGACUGAAUAACCAUGGCGACUGAACCCUCAUCUUAACAGGGUUGCCAACUUUCUGAUUGCAGAAAACUGAACACCCUUGCCCCGCACCCUGCCCCGGGGCCCUGCCCCUUCCCACAGGCCCUG